This is a messenger RNA of Hydra vulgaris (swiftwater hydra), 1863 nucleotides long. RefSeq names its product transcription factor HvSoxJ3. The record is from RefSeq and is a predicted model, not a curated record. NCBI's taxonomy places the organism in Eukaryota, Metazoa, Cnidaria, Hydrozoa, Anthoathecata, Hydridae. Gene Ontology annotation, biological process: regulation of DNA-templated transcription; cell differentiation; anatomical structure morphogenesis. Gene Ontology annotation, molecular function: DNA-binding transcription factor activity, RNA polymerase II-specific; RNA polymerase II cis-regulatory region sequence-specific DNA binding.
UUCAAAGGCAUGCCAGGAGUAUUGAACUAAAUCGUCGUGUUUUUUUUGUUUCCAUAAAUUUUAAACUAUUAAUGGUGUCAGUUCUCCUAAUAUUAAAGUAUUCAAUGCAGAACAACUGACUUAUAGAAUUACAGCACUCAAAGGUAAUCUCUGUCGAAAGCUAUCCGUAUAUAAUUACUGAUUUAUAUAAACAAAAGAUUUGCAUAACUACCAAAAUGUACGAAAAAUCGAUCAAGUGUGAACCUAUCGAAAUGCUUCAUUCCUACAACCAUGGCGUUAUGCAACAACUACAUAGCAACAAUAACUCAAUGUCGCCUAAUGAACAAAUAAACUCUCCUUCACCUCACCAGUCAGGGGUUCAGAUUAAUUCUGUGACAAAUAUAAGCGAACAGAAAAAGCCGGACCAUGUGAAACGACCUAUGAACGCAUUUAUGGUGUGGUCGCGCGAGAAAAGAAGAAAAAUGGCUCAAAUUAACCCUCGUAUGCACAAUUCUGAAAUAUCAAAAAUUUUAGGAUCAGAAUGGAAAAGAAUGGGCGAGUCAGAAAAAGGGCCUUAUGUUCUCGAAGCAAAGCGAUUGCAAACACAGCAUAGUAUUGAAUAUCCUAAUUACAAAUACAAACCACGGCGUAGAAAAGCUAAAGCUAUGUUAAAAAAAGACAAAAUUGGUUUUGUUUACCCAGGUGAUGUUAAUGGAAUACCAGCCAACAUGAAGUUUCCGUACCCAACUUCUGCCUAUUCUCAAGAUGCGAUGUAUGGACCACCAAUAUAUCAAAUACCUAAUGCACCUGGCUAUGCAAUGUAUGCGGACUAUUCGCAAUCCAUUCACGGUCGUCAACCAAUGAUUUCGCCUCACUCUCAAAUGAGACAUUCGCCUCUUUCAGUAGGUUCUCCUGGUAAUUCACAUGAUUUUUAUACCUUAGGUUCUAUGCAAACUCCUAGAAGCGCAAGUGAUAUGAUUCCAAUGUCAGAUAGAUAUUCUAUUAUGAACAUUGCUGUUACACAAGGUAAUAUGCCUUCAUAUUCAUCAUCUUCACCUGCUAUUCAUAUUCCCCAUGAAUCAGGAAGUCCUGUAGGUUAUCAAAUGUACUCUUCGGCAGAAAGAUCUUUAUAGCUUUUAACUAUGGAUAACUCUUUUAAAGGCUUUCAAUAAUUUUAUAGCCGGUUGUAAUUAUACCUGUUUACAUUUUAGCAAAAACAGUUAUACUGCUAUAAUAAUGCAACAUUACAACUAUUGUAUUUUCAAGUAGGAUUCGUUGAAAAUAAAAUGGCAAACCAUUGUUGUACUUGAAAACAUUAGGCAGUGAACCAUUUUUUCUCAUUUAAUACUGAGUUUCUUGUACCUAAGUUAUAUUUUACAUAACCAGAAGUCAACAAAAAAUAAUAUUUUUUUUAAACUGAAAUUAGAAAUCGUGAACAUAAUAAAUUAUUAAUGCUUCAUUUCUAUUUCAUUUUUAGCAUAUAAUUUAUUACGACCUUUGUAUACUUAUAAAAACUUCAAAAUCAGUUUUCAUUAGUUGAGUUUGCAAAACGAAAUGAAAAUAAAAAUAUUUGUCACAAAUGUUCUAUUAAAAAAGAAUGUUCUUCAUAAAUGAUUUUUGCUAAUUUGUUUUGAAAGUUCGACAAAUCGAAAUCUUUAAAAGAAGAUAUUUUAGUAUGCGCAUUGAAAGGUUUUUAAAUAUAUAUUGCCAUACUUUUACAUAUUUCAUUUUAAAUUUAUGCUAAGAUAUAAAUAUAUAUAUAUAUAUAUUUAAUAAGCGAAUGUUGUCGCUUUACACAUUGUAAAUAUUGUCAGAAAUGAUGUUUAUAUAUCGUUUGUUUAUUUACAGUAUAUUUAUUGACAAUAUAUUUGUGAGGAACAAUGA